Molecule: messenger RNA, 2861 nt
Organism: Podarcis raffonei (Aeolian wall lizard)
Lineage: Eukaryota; Metazoa; Chordata; Lepidosauria; Squamata; Lacertidae
Gene: MAG
Product: myelin associated glycoprotein
Exons: 12
Coding region: 755-2614 (619 amino acids)
Source: RefSeq, a predicted model, not a curated record
CCCCCCCCCCCAACACGCACACAUAGCCGGUGGAAUUUGUGUGUGGGCUCCGCUUGCAGAAAUGCAGAGCUGACAUAGUCGGGCACCCACUGACACUCGCAUGCCCAGGAAGCUGCCUGCUCUGCCCAGAUUCCACCUACGGAUGCUGAGCCACCCUUGAGAUCUCUUAGAAGCCCACAGGCAGGGUGGCAAUUGUCCUGGGACAGAAGGGUCUGCAGCAUCACUUCAACCCCGGCUAGGACUCCAUCGUCCCUCUUUGCUGCUGUCCAUCAGGCCCAAGUGCCCUGUCUCUGUUAGUAGCCGGCAGCAUCCGAACCAGAGGCUCCGCUUCCAUCUGCUGACUCCAAGGUGGAAAUCUUUUUUGCCCUUCUGCUUCCCAAGACAACCCGGGCUCCGGUUCAGCUUGCUCUUUUCCUUCCAGAUCCCCACCCAGUUCGUCCAAACUCGAUGCUGGAAGCAUCAACGGGAGAGAACGCCUGUCGACGCUGCUAAAAGGUGGGCAGAUGUAAAAAAGAACAGCCAUCCUCUUUUAGCUUCACGUUGGAUAGAGAAGACCAGGAGAGAGAGGGCUUAGCAGCCGCAGAGUGCCAUGCAAGAUUGACAGCCCCUCUUCAACACCACUGUUAAAGUGUGGACAACCUGAAAAUUGUUGGAAGCGAAGAACUGUAGCUCUGAAGGUCUUCUGCUUAGGUCCUCAGCUCCACCGCAGAACAUCUGAACUCCCUUGAACCAACCACUGCAAAGUAAUAACAGCAUGAAGUGCUUCUACAAAGCUCUCCUCGUCUCCUGGGUCCUGUUUGAAGGGGUCCUGGCUGGUCCAUGGAGUGCAUGGAUGCCCGAGCACAUGUCCGCCUUCGAGGGCACCUGCGUCGUCAUCCCUUGCCGCUUCAGCUACCCCGAUGAGCUGCGCCCGUCGGCCGUGCAUGGGAUCUGGUACUUCAACAGCCCUUACCCCAAGAACUACCCGCCUGUGGUCUACAAAUCCCGCACCAACAUUGUCCACGAGAGCUACUUGGGGCGCACCCGCCUGCUGGGAGAGCUGAACUUCCGCAACUGCACGCUGCAAAUCUCCCGCCUCAGCCCCGAGCUCACCGGCAAAUACUACUUCCGCGGGGACUUGGGAGGAUACAAUCAGUACACAUACCCUGAGCACUGCAACCUGGAAAUCAUCAACAAACCCACCAUUGUGAGCCCCCCAGAAGUGGUGGAAGGGACUGAAGUGGAGCUGCGCUGCGUGGUGCCGGAUAACUGUCCCGACAUGAAGCCCAUCAUCACGUGGAUGAACCACGAGAACCUAGCCGAGCACUCAGUCUACGCGCAAGUGGAAGAGGAAGGCGGCACCUGGUCCCUCGUCUCCCUGCUCAAAUUCAUGCCGUCGCGCGAGAACCAUGGGCACGAGCUGGGCUGCAAAGUCACCUACUCCAACACCACUUUUGAGUUUGAUGGGUUUACUACCUUGGAUGUCAAAUACCCGCCCCGCAUUCUGCAGGCGAACUCUUCCGUGGAGGUCAUUCAGGGCUCGCAAGUGGUGCUGGUGUGCUCCGUGGACAGCAGCCCCAUGGCCUUGAUCUCGUGGCUCCGAGAAGACGAAAUUCUGCACGAGGACAUGGCAGGAAGCCUCACGCUUCAUCUGGACAACAUCACCCACCUGCAGGACGGCAUCUAUACUUGCGCGGCUGAGAACAUUUACGGCAAGGACAACCAUUCCCUGGCCUUGGCUGUGCUGUAUGCCCCUUGGAAGCCUGUGGUGAACGCCUCUGUGGUGGCCGUGGAGGGAGAGCCGGUCACUAUCCUGUGCAGCUCGCAGAGCAACCCUGAGCCCAUGAUCACCAUCUUCAAGGACAAGAAGCCCAUGGCCAUGGGCGUCUACCAGAACCAAGUGGCUCUGGAGUUUGAGUCUGUGACGCAUGAGGACGACGGGGAAUACUGGUGCACGGCAGAGAACCAGUUUGGCCAGCGCAGCACUGCCUUCAACCUCACCGUUGAAUUUGCUCCCCUUAUCCUUUCGGACUCCAAGUGCACAGCCGCCCGGGACACCGUGAAGUGCAUCUGUGCGGCCAAAUCCAACCCGGAGGCUGUGAUUACCUUUGAGCUCCCCACGCGCAACGUGACGGUGAACGAGACCGACCGGGAGUUUGUGUACUCGCAGAAGACCGGCUACAUCGUCACCAGCAUCCUGACCUUGCAGAGGGAGGUGGACUCCCAGCUUUACAUCGUCUGCUCAGCCAGGAACUUCUACGGCACCAGGAACCAGCAGCUGCAGUUCCACCACUCCAAUAGUCUGAUGUGGGCAAAAGUGGGGCCUGUUGGAGCGGUGGUGGCCUUUGCCAUCCUCAUAGCUGUCGUGUGUUAUGUCAGCCAGACCAGGAAAAAGAAAAGUAUGAAUGAAAGUUCGAGUUUCAUGCAAACAGAAAACCCUCCUGUCGCCUACAGCGGAGACUACAGGACUCCUGGCCAUCUGGAGAAAUCAGAGUAUGGGCGCUGCGACAAACGGCUCUUGAACAAGGACCUGGGCAUUGACUACGCCAACAUAGACUUCACCAAACUAUCCACGAAGGACAGCUACACCCUGACGGAGGAGCUGGCUGAGUACGCCGAGAUCCGAGUCAAGUGAGCCCUUUCCCCAGCCACCGCGGCAGGCAGCUCCCAUGGACCGCCACCCAUUGGAACUAUUGUAGUCUAAUGAAACGCCUGGCCACGCCUCUUGGCUUUGGCUUCCUAGUCCUGAGAAGACCCUACCAAUUGGUUUUGAUGUCUUGAUGCUCGCCCUUUAAAUGCUCAUCUGUAUCUCCCUGGGCCCCUUUCCUUUCCCUCUCCAGAGUGCAUACUGAAGAUCAAUCUAAUGCAGAUUAGUCUGUCCA